AUAAUUCCAAUAGCUUGACGAUUUCUGUGUUACUCAUUUGUACUAAUUGUUACAAUUGACAAAUUGAGGGUAUACUAAAAAAAAUUUUGCUGUUAUAUGACAAAUUGCUGACAGCCAAGUGCACAACAAAAGACUUAAGCGACGAACCUGCCGCAGUGGAAAACAACGCGUUGAAGCAUUGCAGUUAUUAUUUUUAUUUUCCUUUACUUUUGCUAUUCCUACUAGUUUGCACAUUUCAUUGAAAACUAAAACAAAAAAAAGAAAGAAUUCAAACAAAAGUAUACGCUGUUCGUAUGAGUACAAAAUCAUAAUUUUUUAUUGCUGCUUUAAGUGGAUAAUAUUAACUACUCCAGCUGCUGCCAACUUCUGCAUUCACAGAACCUAGCAGGCAUUUGUGUGUUGCUGCUAUAUACCAGCUGUCAUAUUACGCGCUAACAAAAUGAUUUUAAGACUAUUUCUAUUCACUGCGGCCAUACUAGCGCCAUAUUUCACAACACAUGCACAAUUUCACCACUUUGGUGAACAUCUCAACACACAUUUGGGCAGCGAAUGCGCUCUUGUACUCUCAGGACCUGGACGCUCAUCUGUCUACGAUUAUAAUGUUAAUCUCUUUCGUGGCACAAUAAACCCCUACACAGCAGACAACACCUGCAUCACCUAUGAUGCAGUGAAUUCCGCCUAUUUGGAUGCGCGAAAACGAAUACAUGUGGCGCAGCCGAAAGGCGAUUGGAAGGCGGAAGAAUUGGCUACGGUCGGUGAAUUGCUGCUGGAUAUUUCGAUACAGUUAGCGAGAACUUAUGGCCUGUCGUAUGAGGAAAUCGAAAAAGGCCUACCCACCAUUGACACAUCGAAAACACUCAUCCGCGAUGUGUGUCCACCCUUCUUUGCGGGCGUUGAGUGUCGACCCGGCAAGUAUCGACGCUUCGAUGGACUUUGUAAUAACAUUGAGCAUCCCACAUGGGGCGCAGCUAUGUCGCCGUUCCAGCGACUAAUCGGCCCACUCUAUGCUGAUGGCAUCAAUGCGCCGCGCAUUUCAGUCACUGGGCAUGAUUUGCCCAUUUCGCGUGUUGUCUCGCGUACAAUGCAUCCCGAUGAUGGAUACCACGAUCACGCUGGCACUGUUAUGGUUAUAGCAUGGGGCCAAUUUAUGGAUCACGAUUUCACGCUUACUGGCACUCCGUUAGAUCCCAUCAAUCGCAACGAUCCGGAAGAAUGUUGCAAGCGACCUCUACAUCUAAAACAUCCAUAUUGCAAUGAAAUUCGUGUUCCAGACGAUGAUUACUUCUAUCGAUUGUUUAAUGUCAAGUGCAUAGAUUUCGUGCGUGGUUUUCCAUCUCCUCGACCCGGUUGCCGAUUGGGCUCCCGCCAGCAAUUCAACACUCUCACUGGUGUCAUUGACGCCAACACUGUGUACGGCAUUAAUGAGAAAUUUGAUCGUAAACUCCGCACCGGCUAUGGUGGCCUACUACGCAUGAAUCCCGUUUUCCAGGAGUAUGGACUCAAGGACUUGUUGCCAUUGAAACUCGACAUACCCGACGAGGGUUGCACGCGUCCCAACAAGAGUAUGUUCUGUUUUGAAGCUGGUGAGAUUCGUGUGAACGAGCAGUUAGUGCUGACGUGCAUGCACACGCUUAUGGCGCGUGAACACAAUCGCAUUGCCACUGGCUUGGCGCAGAUCAAUAAACAUUGGGACGACGAAACGUUGUUUCAAGAGGCGCGUCGCAUCACCAUUGCCAUUGUACAACACGUAACGUACAAUGAAUUCUUGCCGAUAUUGCUGGGCAAGGAGGUAAUGGAGAAAUUUGGUUUGGUGCUGCAGAAAGAUGGUUACUGGGAUGGUUAUGAUCCCAAAGUGAAUCCUGGUAUUAUUGAUGCUUUCGCUGGUGCUGCCUUCCGCUUCGGACACUCACUGCUACCCACUGCUGUGGAGCGUUGGUCGAAGGCGCAUAAAUUUAUUGCCUCAAAACGUUUAUCUGAUUUGAUUCGCCGACCGUACGAUUUGUAUCGUGCUGGUGUGCUGGACGAAUAUUUUAUGGGGUUGAUGAAUCAAGUAGCGCAGGCUAUGGAUGACUCGAUUACGCAAGAAGUGACGAAUCAUCUAUUCAAGAAGGAGGGUGCACGUUUUGGCUUGGAUUUGGUAGCAUUCAAUAUGCAACGUGGACGUGAAUUCGGCUUACCCGGCUACAUGGAGUUUAGGAAGUUCUGUGGUCUGCCCACGUCGACCGCGUGGGAGGAAAUGUUCGGCUCAAUGCCAAACGAUACAAUUCUGCGCUAUGAGAGUAUUUUCGAACAUCCAGCUGACAUUGAUCUGUGGUCAGGCGGUGUUUCAGAAAAGCCCUUGCCGGGUUCUAUGUUGGGACCAGCCUUUGCCUGCAUUAUUGCAACACAAAUGAGCUACUCACGACGUGGCGACCGCUUUUGGUACGAGCUCCCCAACCAGCCAUCUUCGUUCACGCCCGAACAACUGCAGGAGCUACGCAAGGCGAAAUUAUCUCGUCUGAUAUGUGACAACACUGACCUUAUCGAUACCAUUCAAAUUUAUCCGAUGGUGUUGCCCGAUCAUGAAAUCAAUCCCCGAGUGCCAUGCAAGAGCGGUAUAAUUCCAUCCAUAGACCUGACGAAGUGGGCCGAUUACUCUAGUGCCGAUGUGGGUCAUCCGGUUUAUAACUUUAUCAACGAAAUACCCGACACAUUGCUAAACUUCAAGAAGAAAUAGACAACGAAACUUGGAAGUACGGAGAGUAGCGCAAAAUUUACGAAGCUGAAAGGAGGAAGGAAGGGCGAGAUACAUACAUUUUUCGAACUUAUUGUUUUCAUUCUAGAAACUUAACAUUAAGUAUUGAAGCUUUGGGCAUUUUAGUUACUAAAAAAAAUUCUCAAACAAAAUCAUUCAAAGAUGCAGCGAGUAAGAUGUACUAUAUUCUGUUUUUUUUUUUUUUAUUUUACUUGACAACACCAUACAUACAUAACUCUCUAAGUCACUGCCUUCCGUUAGAAUUAAGUGCCAGAAUAUUUUCGCAUUUGCGCUGUCCAAUUCUUUUUCUUACUUCGAAAUCAUUUAUGUGCAUUUCAUUAAAAUAUGAUAUUUUAAAUUAUUUCCAAUCAUGUGGCCAUGUUAAGGCUACUGGCAUACAAAUAUUUCUGCCGCUUUCAAUUAUCAUAUCAUUAGACAUCAAGUUGAAGUCUUUCGAAAAUUCACCUUCACUGUUGGUUUCGAGCGCAUAAUAUAAUUUUUUCCUUCUUCACCCCAUAUACACGUAUUACAUACAGAGGAUGUCAUAAGUACUCAUAUAAAUACCAUAUACAUACAAGUAUUCAUCGCUGGCCUAGGCUUUGAUGCAAUUUUCUUAGCAUUUCUUGCAUCAGUGCCCAACUGCAUUUCCAAUUUUCUUAGUAUAUAAUUUUUUGUUCAACUGUGUGAAAUUUUUAAGUUUUUUGAUAACUACUU
This is a messenger RNA of Anastrepha obliqua, 3448 nucleotides long. RefSeq names its product peroxidase (gene cysu). The record is from RefSeq and is a predicted model, not a curated record. Gene Ontology annotation, molecular function: peroxidase activity; heme binding. Gene Ontology annotation, biological process: response to oxidative stress. Bases 440 to 2716 code for a protein of 758 amino acids. The transcript has 10 exons. NCBI's taxonomy places the organism in Eukaryota, Metazoa, Arthropoda, Insecta, Diptera, Tephritidae.